This is a messenger RNA of Amaranthus tricolor (Joseph's coat), 2961 nucleotides long. RefSeq names its product protein PAM71-homolog, chloroplastic. The record is from RefSeq and is a predicted model, not a curated record. Gene Ontology annotation, biological process: Golgi calcium ion transport; Golgi calcium ion homeostasis; calcium ion transmembrane transport. NCBI's taxonomy places the organism in Eukaryota, Viridiplantae, Streptophyta, Magnoliopsida, Caryophyllales, Amaranthaceae. Gene Ontology annotation, molecular function: manganese ion transmembrane transporter activity; calcium ion transmembrane transporter activity. The coding region runs from base 1561 to 2613 and encodes 350 amino acids. Gene Ontology annotation, cellular component: Golgi apparatus; chloroplast. The transcript is spliced from 10 exons.
CUAAUCAAUCAAAUGAGACACUAAUCAAUCAAUGUGCUAGAAAAAAAGAAUUCUUUCGAUAUAAAGAUUGGUGUUUGUCAAAAUGCAUUGGUUACUAUUUACUUGAUAUGGAUGUUCAUUCUCGUUGAAGCAUCUUUGCUGCUGUUUAUAUUAGCACCCCUUUUUGUUCAUUCUUGGUCACAAAUUUGAGACAUUUUUCGUUGAUAAGACCGAAUUUAUGAAUUAGGUAUUAGGUUCUUUAAAACAUCUCCCUAAUGAUUGGUAAUUCUUACUGCAAAGCUCUCAGACUAGGGCUGGCACUCAAUAGAGUUUCCAAUUGGAGAUGUACACUCAUUUCUUUAGACCUAGUCACUUUCUUCCUUAUCGAAGUUUCUUCCCAGGUCUUUCCAAAAUAGAGAAACACCUGUCUUUAUAUACGUAUACAGUACAUUGUACUUUGCCUCAGCUUAUAAUGAGUAACAAAACUCUGUUUCAGCAAUUUCUCAUCGUACUGUUGAUUCUUAUGUGACCAGACCUAGUACGAGUGGUUGUAUAUGCAACCAUGAUAAAAUUUUAGUGAAGGAGCAAUCAAAAAAUUCUCAAUAAUGAGGGAGAAGUGACAUGGCGAUUUGGUGCAUGUUGUUCGCGGAUGACAUCAUAUUAGUGGCUGAAACUAUCAAUGGUGUCAAUACUAAAAUUGAGAUGCGGUGGCGGGAGUUUAUGUUAGGGUUGAGCUAAGUCAGAGUAAAUUAAAGUAUAUGAAAUCUUUUUUUAACACGAAUGAUCUAAGUUAAUGUGUUGAUACAUAGGACGGUUUCAAGUGCCUAAAAUCCAUUUUCCUCUAUAGCAGAAUCAUUCAAAAGAUUUCACUCAUAGGAUUAGGUGAGAGCGGAGGUGAGACUGGAAUAUUGUGCGAUCAAAAUAUUCCAAUAAGUUAUGGGGAAUUUUUUGCUGGAGUGCUUUCUAACACUACUACAUGGGUUGGGUCAAAAUGCAAGGUUUUGCAGAACUUAGAUGCAUAUAUGCAUAUGCUAUGGUGGACUAUUGGAUAUACUCUAUAGAAUAAAAUUCGAAAUGAAGAUAUAUGUAAGUAUUUUAGAGUCGUAAUUAUUGAAGACAAGAGUAGAGAAAAGUGUUUUCAGUUUAGCCAUGUGCAAAGAAGACAUAAAGUGCACACGUUACAAGAGCUAGAGUAGUGGAAGGUUAGAGCUUUGCGGGGUUUAGAAUAGAAAUAGGCAGGUCAAAGAUAUGGAGUCAAGAAUGACUUGAAGAAUUGAGUUCUUGAUAUGACAACAUAUACGGAUAAUUCGAGGAGGAGAAUAUGUGUGGAUGAUCAUUGGAUCUGAUUUUCUUAGUUGUUAAAUUGGUGCGAGGAUGAACAAAGUAUAAGCAUUAUUACCGUCGAUCUCUCAUGUUGAAUUGUUUUGGCUCAUGUAGUCUCCUAUAAUUUGAGAUUAAGGUUUUGCCAUUGUUAUUGUUGAUCAAGAAACAUCAAAGGGAAAUAUAAGUAAAAUAACAUCUUUAUUGUCUAAAAUGAACCUCAUGAGAGGUUGUUUUCAAUGGCUCUUCUUUUAAGACCAAAUGAACUCUACUGGCAUGAAAUUUCAAGAAAUUACCAGUUGUUUACUCCUAAAAGACCCGCCAGAUACUCGGUCUUUGGCAAUUAUCAAUGAAGUUACUGUGGAUACCUUAGCAGUAAGACAAAAUGAUGCAAGGAAGUGCAAAUUAGUCUCAAGACCUGUCCGAACCUGGGCUUCAAAUGUUGGUGUUGGAUCAAGCAAUUAUGAUGGAAGAGAGGAGCUUAAUAAUGAAAAUAUAUUUUCAAGUGGCUCGUCCAGUAAUGAUUCCUCCCAAAUUGAGAAGCGUCCUAAUCGAAUUCCUUAUCCUCUCUCUAUAGCCAUGGUAUUACUUGGGUGUUCUAUAGUAUUUUCCCUUAUUAUGUUUGUGAAAGGAGGACCUUCAACAAUCUUGGCGGCAAUUGCAAAGACUGGAUUCACUGCUGCAUUUGCGUUAAUAUUUGUUUCAGAAAUUGGGGACAAGACAUUUUUUAUUGCUGCUCUCCUGGCCAUGCAAUUCGAUAAAGGACUGGUGUUGUUGGGAUCAAUGGGUGCCCUUGGGCUGAUGACGAUCCUCUCUGUCAUUAUUGGACGGAUAUUUCAGUCAGUACCUGCUCAAUUUCAGACAACCCUCCCUAUUGGAGAAUAUGCAGCAGUAACUCUAUUGCUAUUCUUUGGCUUGAAGGCAAUAAAGGAUGCAUGGGACCUACCAUCAGAUGAUAAGGACGAAAGUACGGAUGGCUCCGAACUCGGUGAAUUUACUGAGGCGGAGGAGCUUGUGAAGGAGAAGGUUUCGAAACGGUUGUCAAGUCCUCUUGAAAUUCUGUGGAAGUCAUUCAGCCUUGUGUUCUUUGCAGAAUGGGGUGAUCGCUCGAUGCUUGCCACCAUUGCCCUUGGUGCUGCACAGUCACCAUGGGGCGUGGCAAGUGGAGCCAUUAUGGGACACCUAGUUGCCACAUCCAUUGCAGUUCUUGGAGGAGCAUUUCUUGCCAAGUACAUUUCUGAAAAGCUGGUUGGCUACUUGGGAGGGGUUUUGUUUCUUCUUUUUGCCGUAGCUACAUUCUUCGGAUUCUUUUAGUUCUGUUUGAUAAAAGAGAUUGGAGGCAGUAGGAGCUUUCAACUGAAAAAUUCUCGAUAAUAUUCACUCCUCAUUGGAGAAGUUUCAAAAUAUCUCGUCUAGAUCAGGAAUUCCUUUCUCCCAACACAGUAGUUGGAUUUUACGAGCACACAGAUUGAAAAUGUUCGCGCAAGUUAUAAGUGCCAUUUUGGAUAGGAAGUAUUGCAGUAUUUAAUAACCAAGUAACUGUAAACUUCGUAUAGCAUGCACCUAUGGCUCACGAAACAGGGAAUUGUAUACCGCCCUCUCUAUAGGUACCGAUGUAUUACAUGCAAACAGAUAAGACAUAUACUACAAUGUAUUCGAGUG